UAAACAUUAUUUAUUCCUCUCUCUUUCUCUCUCUCCACCUCUCCGUUUAUAUUAACCCUAAUACUAUUGUCAUUCUCAAAAAAAAAGUUUUAUAAAGGUUCUCAAUUCAAGUUCUCUUCUCUAAACAACCCAAACCAUGGCCUCUGCAGACAAACUCAUAAACACAGAUGUCCCUGAAAAGGACGUUUUUGCCCUCCACUUUCUCCGAUCCCUCUCAAAUCUCAGAACACAAAACCCUUUAAAUUCUCCGGACAAAUCAAUAGAUCGUGUGAGAAAGAUCAAGAAGGCUGCGUACGUUUCCAUGGCCAGAGCAGCCGGAGGGAAUAGCCGGCUAUGGAGCAGAGCCCUCUUGCGCCGAGCCGCCAAAGAUGACAACAAGAGCGUAAGAUUUUCAAGGAGGAAGAGGAAGGUGACAUGGAAGAUAUCAUCAAAACGGAGGAGGAGUAACCAGAGAGCUCCGGUGGUGGAGGAGGCGGCGGAGAGGCUGAGGAAUCUUGUUCCGGGAGGCGGAGGAAUGGAAACGUCAAAGCUGAUGGAAGAGACGGCUCAUUACAUCAAGUGCCUUAGUAUGCAGGUCAAGGUCAUGCAGUGCCUCGUUGAUGGUUUAUCUCAGAAAUGAUCAUCAUUUAAUCAUCAUCAUCAUCAAUUCAUCAUCAGUGAUUGAUGUAUAUAGAGAUCAUACAACACAUACAUGAUACAUAGUAUUGGAUUGGGGUAAUCAUAACACAUAGAUACGUGUAUAUAUACAUAUAUAUAUAUAUAUAUACAUACGUGUAAGAUAGGAUACAUAUAUGAAAUGUGUGGAUAUGUAUGUCUCGAAGUAACGAAAGAUUUUUUUUCUUUUUCUUUUCUUGAAUUUUGAUAAAUGGGGAUUUAUUAUUUAUCAUAUGCUAUGGCCGGUUUAAACA
Arabidopsis lyrata subsp. lyrata is the source of this 908-nucleotide messenger RNA. RefSeq names its product transcription factor IBH1. NCBI's taxonomy places the organism in Eukaryota, Viridiplantae, Streptophyta, Magnoliopsida, Brassicales, Brassicaceae. Gene Ontology annotation, biological process: regulation of DNA-templated transcription. Bases 137 to 619 code for a protein of 160 amino acids. Gene Ontology annotation, molecular function: protein dimerization activity. The record is from RefSeq and is a predicted model, not a curated record. The transcript has a single exon.